This is a messenger RNA of Cricetulus griseus (Chinese hamster), 1108 nucleotides long. NCBI's taxonomy places the organism in Eukaryota, Metazoa, Chordata, Mammalia, Rodentia, Cricetidae. The record is from RefSeq and is a predicted model, not a curated record.
AUGACCGAUUCUGAUGAAGAGCUGCUUGGUGUAGGGGAUGCAAGGUCCACAUGUAGCAUCCUGGAGCAGACAGACAUUGAAGCCGUGGAAGCUCUCGUUUGUAUGAGUUAUUGGGGACAAAGAUCCCAGAUGAGACCCCUCACACCUGUCUCUGAUUCCGGCGACAUUACCAGCACUGUGCUUAUGGACACAGCUGCACCUGAUCUACCAAAGGACUUCCAUUCUUUUUCAACUCUGUGUAUAACUCCUCCUCAGAGCCCAGAGCUCACAGAACCAUUGACAGGGACCCCUGUUCCUUCCCAAGUAACUAAUUUCAAAGGAUGCAUGGUCACCACCCUCCCUGAAUCCUCCACUGUCUCCCCCAGAGUGCUGAGCAGGAAGGAGCCACUGGAGCCAGCCUCAGGAUCCUCCUGCAGGGCUGUGAUGACCAGUGUGAUCCAUCACACUGGGGAGGGCCCUGUUUCUACGUGUUUUCCAACUGCCCCAGCUCAAGUGCAACAACUGUCUAGCAGCAGAGAAGGACAAGUAGAGCUGCUAGGCCAUCGUGAAGCUUUGCAAGACACUCACUUGGCAGAUGGUUUACUUGUUUCUAACUCAGUUUCCUGUCAGCCUUGCUUGCACAAGUCUGGUGUCCCAUUCCCCACCUACCAAGGCCAGCAGACAGGAUGGCCCACUGCCAUUCAGACCCACUCACCAAAGAAUUCUGAAAGUGACUUGUCAAGGAAAACCACCCCUCUGAUUUCUGUCCCUGUCUGCACUCCCCCCAUCCUUUGCUAAAUGAUCCCCGUGGCUGCACAAAACGGCAUGUUCUCAGUCUUUUUGAAGCCUCCUCCUCAGUUGUCUGCAGAGACUGUCAAGUCCAUCCUACCCCAAGCUGCUGCAGUGCCCCAACCUGUGUUCACGGGCCCAUCUAUGCCUCAGGGAACCGUGAUGCUGGUCUUGCCACAGAGCACCUUCCCCCAGCCUGCCACCUGCCCAUCCAGUGUCAUGGCCAUCAGGAAUACCAAGCUGUUGCCCCUUGCCCCUGCACCAAUGUUCUUCGCCUCCAGCCAGAACUGUGCCCCUCAGGUAAGGCAGGUUAUAAAGCAGGUGAGGUAAGUAAAGUAGU